Molecule: messenger RNA, 2338 nt
Organism: Closterium sp. NIES-65
Lineage: Eukaryota; Viridiplantae; Streptophyta; Zygnematophyceae; Desmidiales; Closteriaceae
Source: the annotation of a GenBank genome assembly
AUGGUCUCGUUGACUGCCAUAAUCUUACCAAUCCAAGUGAAUCGCGUGGCGCAAGCGCUGUGCGAACUCAAACCCGCCGCGGCGCCGACCAUCAAUGUGUCGCAGCAGGCGCAGCAGCAGCAGCAGCAGCAGCAGCAGUCCCCGCGCCAGCUGUCCCUCUCGUUCUUUGCGCGCGCCAGCCUGUGCGCGGAGGGGGAAGAGGGCGCGGAAGGGGAGGCGGAGCGGCUGUUGAAGGUGCUGCUGCUGGCAGUUCCGCUGAAUGCUUCCGGCCCCGCCACAGCAGGGGGAGAUGGAACAACUGGGGGAGGGGGGGAAGGAGGAGCAGGGGAGCAGGUGUGGGCGGAGUGGCGGGUGGGCGUGCCGUGUGGGGGGAGCAGAGCGACCAACCCGUCCUCCCUCAAAUGCUUCUCCCACUGGCCGCUCUCCAGAGCCCAUCCGCUCCUCACAGCCGGCUCAGCUCGACGCAAUUCAUCCUCCCUCGCCCUCACCACGCUCUCCGACCUUAACUCUGCUGCUCUCGCGCUGCACCCCGCCCCCUUCGCCCUCCUCGCCCCCGCCACGCCCGCCUCCCCCUGCCGCCCCUUCUCCUUCUCCACCUCCUUCGCCUUCCGCAUCUCCUCUCCCAACGCUGCCAGGCUGGGCGGCGAGGGCUUGGCGUUUGUGAUGCUGCCGACGCCCACGCUCGGCUUGCCCGGGCCCUCCCUGGGCUACGGCCGCGUGCCGCUGCCGCCCGGUAGCACGACCGGUGCUGAUCAUUCCAGUGACGUGUCAUCUCAGCAGUGGAGCAUGGCAGUGGAAUAUGACACAUCCUCUUCUCCUGAAUUCUUCGACCACCCCGACCACCACGUGGGAGUGAACCUGCACGGCAGCAUGCUCUCUCUCACCUCUGCUCCCGUGCACUCCCUCACUCUUUUGCUCUUCCUCUUCUGCUCACUUCUGCUGCUGCUCUGCCGUUCUGCUGUGCUGCUGUUGCUGCUGCUGCUGCUGCUGCCUCCCCUAUCCUUCCCCCCCCCAUCCAUGCAGCAGCAGCGGAGCCUGGCAGUGGAGUUUGACACAUCCUCUUCUCCUGAAUUCUUCGACCGCCCCGACCACCACGUGGGGGUGAACCUGCACGGCAGCAUGCUCUCUCUCGCCUCUGCCCCCGUGCACCCCCUUGGCAUUCCCGCCCUCAACGCCGGUCAACCCCUCCUUGCCACGAUCCGAUACAACGCCUCCUCCUCUCAGCUCACCGUCUGGCUCUCCCCCGUCCCCCGCUCCUCCUCUCGCUCUGCUUCUUCCUUCUUCGCUCCCCCUCUCCCGCGCUCGGCCGUGCUCACCACAUUCCUGGACACCUGUGAGUGGCUGGGGGGGAACGACCCACAGGCAGCAGCGCCCCCCCCGCCGCUGUUUGUGGGAUUCACAGCGGCCACGGGCAAGGGGGCGGAGCAGGCCCAGGCGCACGAGGUGCUGGGGUGGAGCUUUGAAGUUGGAGAGGCCGAGGAUUCGCUUCCGUUUUGGGCGGCAGACUCGUUCUCCUUCCCCUACAUCACACCAGCCACUCCCCUGCAGACACGUGGCAGCACAAGGAAGCGUUUCUUCGCCGCUGAUCUCUCCGUCGCUGCUGCUGACGUGACAUUUACCGGCCAAUCAGAUGAUCCCGCCCCCGGAGCCCUCUUCUUCCCUCGCCGUCUCCCGCUCCUCUACUCCUCCUCCUCCUCCCCUCCUUUCCCUCCUCCUCCUCGUCGUCCUCGCAGCUCCCCCCAUUCCUCUCCUUCCUCCUCCCCUCCGCAACCCACAGCAACCGAACCCCCAAUCUGCAUGGCUCGCUCGUUCACCUUCACAUACGGAUUUUCCAUAAACGUAUCCGCGUCUCAAGGGCUCGCAUUCGUUAUAAGCACACAUGCGAGCGUGGGCCUAGGCGGGGCUUAUAUGGGGUACGGCCGGGACCCAUCCUCGCGACUCGCUAAUGGCAGCUGGCCAGACGGCGCGCGGAGUGUAGCUGUGGAAUGGCACCCGGAAACUGACAAUGUAAAUGUUAUACACUUAAACGUUAACACUGACUUCAACAUGACUUCGAUUUUCUCGGAGAAGUUGUUAACUGGUGUGGAGCCAGAGGACGUGCUACAAAUGAGGGUUGACUAUAACGGGAGAAGCAAGGAGAUGCUGAUCAGAUGGUACCAACCCCCUCUUCUAGUGGACAGCAUGAAUGUCUCUCUUGACCUCUGUGCUGCUCUCACUGGGCCCUCUGCCACCAGCGGAAGCAGCAGUGGUGGUGGCAGUGGUAGCAGCAGCAGGAGCAGGAGCAGCACCACCACCACCACCACCGCCACAAGUGGCAGCAGCAGCAGCAGCAGUGACA